This is a messenger RNA of Fonsecaea nubica, 1377 nucleotides long. RefSeq lists its product as hypothetical. The record is from RefSeq and is a predicted model, not a curated record. NCBI's taxonomy places the organism in Eukaryota, Fungi, Ascomycota, Eurotiomycetes, Chaetothyriales, Herpotrichiellaceae. The coding region runs from base 1 to 1377 and encodes 458 amino acids. The transcript has 3 exons.
AUGGCUCACACCCCAACACGCACUUCGUCCCCCGUCGCUAACAUUCCGACUCGAGCCUCGACGCAAGGAGGUGAUGUCGAGAGAGCCAGCAGUGUUGAGGUGAAGUUGGAGAUGGGUCUGGAUGAUCAAGACACCGUCGACUGGAGGAGACUGCCCCCGCACAGCGCAGAUGACGUCGACGUCAAGGAAGAGGAGGAGGCCGAAGAUCCCGCGAGCCCAUCAUGCCCCCAACCCAUGCCCCCGUGGCAGCCUAUCCCAUCCCCCUAUGCGGACAACAACGACGAGACCGUAGACCCGGCGGACCCUUCGAGUACCCGAGCCGCGGUCCGUUUGAUGAGGAGGCUUGCUUCGCCGUACGCAGACGGGGACCCGGGCCCAUCAUCGCGGCAAGAUACCCACGGCCAGGAGAGGCUCCCUUCACAGGACGCGGAUCGCGCUGGAGACGAGCCCCAGACCCCAGUUCCCCAGGCUAUGGCCCGAGACCUAUUGUUUAACAAGGUCAAAGAGAUGCGCAGGCCGACGCCGACACCGUGGUCAAACGCCGAUGAUGGCCAGGGCGAGACGAGGGACACGCCCCUCUCAUGGAAUGAUUUUCCUCCAUCGUUCAACGUCCCGGAUGAAAGAGAUGUCCUGACACCAACUCUGUACGGAGUGGACCCCAAUGGACCCCACAUGGAGGUGCCGACCGAGGUGCCGGUGGAUUUUGACAACGAGGCGAGGGAGGAGGUUGGCGACGCCCCGCUUGGCCCGGGCCCGACGAUUGAGCAAGUGCGCUGGAUCAAGAUGGUGACCCGUCUCAUCCGGUUCCAGUCUAGCGUGACCAAGGCGGCCGCGAACAGGGCGUGGCAGGACGCGUUGCGGGCCAACGAACUGGCACAGCAAUCGAUACAGAGAAACGACGAGGCGACGGUGCGAAUGAACGCCGCGAUACACCGCUUGGACGCUGCGACGGAGCGCAUUGACGGGGCGACGAGGGACAAGGACAGGGCGACAGAGAGCAUGUACGCCGCGAUAGAUCGCCUGGACAACGAGUCACGGGAAAAGAAUGCCACGACGGGCCGGAUGGACGCUGCCAUCGAGCGGCUUGACAAGGAGUCGGAGACACCGAGGGGCUGGAUUCGGGCCACCGAGCACAAGGACGCGGCGCUCAAGGUCGCCAUCACCAUGGAGAAGGUGGUCCAUGACCUAAGACUCGGUCAGCAGCACGUGGACCUCUCGCUGGAGGAUCGCGCCAACGAGGUAGUGGAGGAGCUGCAGCGGGUCAUCGGCGCACGCAUCCAAAACGGCAUGGGUCCUGUACUCAGGAAACUCAUUCUCCAAAACCAAAAACAGGUCGGGUCGGCAAGGGCAGCGGAAGUUAUUGUUCUUGAUGAGUAA